GCAACGACGACGUCCACUGAGCCAGGAGGAGAGGAGAGGAUUGGAUUGAAUCGAUUAUUGAGGUGCAAACCCCCCUCGGACUAUUUCGCCAUGUCGUCUAAAACGCUCUCUUCCGUCCUACGGAGCGGAGCCUCCAUCCUCAAACCGCGUCAAUCCCAACCCAUAGGCGCAGUCUCGUGUCCCAGCCCAGUUCAAAAGCGAUUCUACACGCCCAACCACGACGACCCCUCCACCACCACCUCCUCCCCCUCCCAGAACGACCUCCCCAACAUUAAGCUCCACGCCCUCCUCAACUCCAUCCCCCUCUCCCAAAAAAUCCGCUACGUCAAAGACGCCUCCCCCACCUCCCUCCCCCACCCCACCACCCCCCCCGGCCUCCUCUCCGCCCUCCUCCACCCCUCCCCCCCACCAUACACAAUCGGCACAGACAUCUGCCACAUCCCUCGCAUCCACCGCAUCCUCGUGAGCCAGCUAGCCGAACCAGGCUACGUCGAGGGCGCCAUGCCGCGCUUCUGGACGCGCACCCUCUCCCCCCUCGAGGCGCGGUAUAGUGGCUGGAAAGCCGCGGGCGGGGUGGAUGGGAGCGCGAAGUUUUUGGCGGGGAGGUGGGCCGCGAAGGAGGCGGUUAUUAAGGCGGUUGCGGCGGCGUGGCCGGGGGGGGGGAAGGUCUUUAUGCAUGAUAUUGUUAUCUUGAAUGCGAAGACCCAGUUGGCGCUCUUGGAGGCGAGGAAGGCGGCGGUGAGGAUUGAGGCUAGGGAGGCAGGGGUGCGGGAGGAGGAGGAGGUGCCGGGGGGGGAGGGAGAGGGUGCGGGUGCGGUGGUGGGGGAGGCGCCGAGGGCGUUUGUGAAGCUCCCGGGGGCGGAGGGGUGGUGGGUGGAGGUUAGUGUGAGUAUUUCUCAUGAUGGGGAGUAUGCGACUGCGACGGCGUUGGUGGCGGUGGAUCCGAAGAUUGCGGGGGUUAGGAGGGAGAAGAGUUUGGUGAGGGAGGUGGUGGCGAAGACGUAUACGGAUGAGAGGUAUUUGUGAAUAUUUACGAGCGACAUGUGAUGUCGGCAAGGUGAAGGAUAAUGGGGCGGGUGUAUAUAUGGAGGGGGAG
Pseudogymnoascus verrucosus is the source of this 1096-nucleotide messenger RNA. RefSeq lists its product as uncharacterized. The record is from RefSeq and is a predicted model, not a curated record. The coding region runs from base 91 to 1026 and encodes 311 amino acids. The transcript has a single exon. NCBI's taxonomy places the organism in Eukaryota, Fungi, Ascomycota, Leotiomycetes, Thelebolales, Thelebolaceae. Gene Ontology annotation, molecular function: magnesium ion binding; holo-[acyl-carrier-protein] synthase activity.